Molecule: messenger RNA, 1978 nt
Organism: Spinacia oleracea (spinach)
Lineage: Eukaryota; Viridiplantae; Streptophyta; Magnoliopsida; Caryophyllales; Amaranthaceae
Product: F-box protein SKIP23
Exons: 2
Coding region: 131-1516 (461 amino acids)
Molecular function (GO): protein binding
Source: RefSeq, a predicted model, not a curated record
CACUCAAACUCUUUUACUCGUAGGAUUUACUCCGUAGUUUUUAUGUUUUUAUGUACUCGACUCUCGAGUGUAAAAAAGAAGGGGGGAAGAGGAUUUCCGCCGGAGACAACAAAGUGACAAAGUAAGAGUCAUGGGAGGAGAAAGUGUCAAAAGAAGAAGAAGGCACAGGGUGGUUGAUUGGUCGGCCCUCCCACCGGAGCUUCUAUCAGAAAUCGUUAAACGCCUGCGAUUCCGAUUAGACGUUUUGAGAUUCCGGUCAGUUUGCAAGACAUGGCGCAAUUCUCUCUCCUCAAAAUCAAAAGUUAAGGUUUUUACCAUUCCUGAACCUCCAAUACUUUACCCCUUGAAUGAUUCAGAUAACCGAGAACGCCCAAUUUCUUUUAUACUAACAGAAAGAACAGUAUAUACACUUCACCCCAAUGAAUCCCAAAUCCACUGUCGGCAUAAGUGUGGGAGUUAUGGAUCGGGAAGUUGGUCUUCUCCAUUGAUUGCUGAGUUUCAGGAGCUUCUUCCUGGAAGGUUUUUUCCUCAGCAUCUCGCCGGGGAGUUUAUUUUUGGAAAUUUCUCUAAGGUGAAAAAUAUGCUUGAUUUUACAGUUUCUCCAAUUUCAAAGUUUUAUGGUAUUGUUGCUGCUUUCCAUAAACAAGGUGGUGAGAAAAAAGAUAAAAUCUUGGACCGAUUUCAAUUUUAUAAUGGUGGUAAGAAGGUUGUUGACAAAGUAGUUGUUGUAGCUAAUUAUAAUUACGUUAGUAUUAUUUAUCCUAUGAGUAGUGAUGAUAAUGUCAUUAUUGUGGGUGCCCUUUUAGCUGGAGGGAAAGUUGGAUUGUUGAGAUUAUUGGGGUGUGAGUUAGCCCCUGAUCCUUUAGGAUGGAGGGUAAUUAAUUAUGGGGAGGAUGAUAAAGACUUUAGGUUUGAUGAUAUUGUGAAUUUGGGAGGCAAAUUGUGUGUUAUUGAUUCUAAAGGAAGAGCCUUUACAGUAGACUUUUGUUCAUUGGAAUUAACUAAAAUCGCAGCAGCACCUCCUCCUAUUUACAACAUGGACGGAGAAGGGAUUCAAUUGCUUCGAAGGAGGAAGCGAUUGGUAGAAGAUUCUGGUAGCUUAUAUUUGCUUGUCCCUUUUAGAUAUGAAAAGUGUUGGAUACUUGAAUCUCGAAUCAAAGUUUACAAGUUAAGGGUAGAAACCAGAGAUUGGUUUGAGGUUGUUAGCUUGGGUGAUCUAUCUCUUUUUGUGGGUUAUGAUUUUUCUUUUGCUGCCUCUGCUAGUAAUAUCUUCACAAAGGUGGAAGGCAACAGGAACUGCAUUUUUUUUGUCAAUGAGAGUUUUCCGUACUAUAACAGGUGUGCUACUAAUGACUCUAAGGAUCUUCUAUUUGAAGAAUUGCCCUUCAACCUUGAGGUUGGAGUGUUCGACUUGCCAGAUGGUACCAAUUUCAGGUUGGCUUCUGGUCAACGGCGUCCUGAGAUAACGCACUGCCUUCCAUGUUGCCUUGUUGAUAGGCCCAAUUGGCUGGAUUAAAAAAAAGAGCUAAUUUCUAGGUGGUUUGCCAGAAUCUGAAGACAUAAUAAAGUUUUGGCGACAGUGAAGAAAACAAAACUAGUACAAGUAUUUCUGGUGGCAACAUAUCUUUGAAGAAUAAAUUUUGAAUUUCUCUUGAAUUUUUUUAUGAUAGGAGAAGUAUUUUAUUUUCCCGUUUCAAUUAGUUGCACCAAAUACUGGAAGCUUCUUUUCCCUUUUGAAUUUUGAUAGACGAGGUCUACUGUGUUGUAUGGUUUCCGGGUUAGAACAUAUUACAUAUAUAUGGCAGGAAGAAUAUUGCAUGAUUAAGUAGGCUGUUGCCUGCUGCUGGGAUGUGGCAUCAUUAACUUGAUUCUUCUGUUUUACUAAGUUGAAAUAAUUUGAAGCAUACGUACUUUGAUAUGUAAUUUUAACUAUUUGUUAUUUAAAUUGGUAAGUUGUCACAAAAGAGUUAACUAUUUA